GGAGCAGCAGCAGAGAGUCGCAGCCAGUGUGGCAGCUGGGAAUGUGAAGGCUCCAGCACAGAGCGCUAUUUUCAGGACUGGGAACAGCAGCAGGGCUGGCAGGGGGACAGGCUCUGCCCACAACUCUGCUCUAGCCAGCAAACUGGCUUAAUUUGAAGUCCCAACGGGCGACCUACGUUUCUCCGCCCGGGGUGUCGGUGCUGUCGGACGGCGGCAGAUGGUCAGCGGGCAGCCGUUGGUGGCUCACUGCGGGGCUGCUAAGAGCUAAAGAGGGGGAGACCCGGCGGCCGGAGCUCCGCAAUCGUUCCCCGGUGGUCUGUGUCCUGACAGCUUCCUGCCUGGUGGUGUUUCUAACAAUGCGGCGAAGUGUCGCCCCCGGUGAGUCAGUGUGAAACGCUCGGUUAAAUGUGCCUGUUUCACCGCGAGCCGAAGCAAACGCGACGAUGGAGUGAGAUCCGCGGCGGGGGGGAGCGAGCGACACAACAACCUGCCGCGAUUUCCUGCGUGUAAAUAAAUAAAUGAUAGAGGAUACGAUGACCCUGCUGUCCCUGCUAGGUCGGAUCAUGCGUUAUUUUCUGCUCAGACCGGAGACCCUGUUCCUGCUGUGCAUCAGCCUGGCUCUGUGGAGUUACUUCUUCCACACGGACGAAGUGAAGACCAUCGUCAAGUCCAGCCGGGAUGCGGUCAAGAUGGUCAAGGGGAAAGUGGCCGAGAUGAUGCAGAACGAGCGGUUCGGAGGGCUGGACGUCCUGGACGCGGAGUUCGCCAAGACCUGGGAGUUGAAGAGCAACAACGUGGCCGUGUACUCCAUCCAAGGCCGGCGAGACCACAUGGAGGACCGGUUCGAGGUGCUCGCCGACAUCGUCAACAAGAGCCACCCGUCUAUUUUUGGGAUCUUCGAUGGCCAUGGAGGAGAGGCUGCUGCUGACUUUGCUAAGGCCCACCUGCCAGAGGCUCUGCGCCAGCAGCUGCUGACCUAUGAACGGGAGAAAGAGCGAGACAGAGAAAAAGACAAAGAGAAAGACGAAAAAAAAGAAAGGGUUAGCCUCUCCUAUCCGUCCAUCCUUGAGCAGCAGAUACUGACGUUGGACAGAGAAAUGCUGGACAAGCUCUCUGCCACUUACAAUGAAGCUGGUACUACAUGUCUGGUGGCCCUGCUGUCUGAUAAGGAGUUGACGGUGGCUAAUGUUGGAGACUCUCGUGGAGUUCUGUGCGAUAAAGACGGCAAUGCCAUUCCUCUAUCGCACGACCACAAACCUUACCAGCUCAAAGAACGCAAGAGGAUCAAGAAGGCUGGUGGCUUCAUCAGCUUCAACGGCUCGUGGCGUGUUCAGGGCAUCCUGGCCAUGUCCCGCUCUCUGGGCGAUUACCCUCUGAAAAACCUCAACGUGGUCAUUCCUGAUCCCGACAUCAUGUCCUUCGACCUGAACAAGCUGCAGCCUGAGUUCAUGAUCCUGGCGUCAGACGGCCUGUGGGACACCUUCAGCAACGAGGAGGCUGUUCGCUUCAUCAGGGAGCGACUGGACGAGCCACACUUCGGUGCCAAGAGCAUCGUCCUGCAGUCCUUCUACCGCGGUUGCCCUGACAACAUCACCGUCAUGGUGGUCAAGUUUAAAGGCAAGACCAACGAAAAGUAGAGACCAUCUGUCUGCCACACACAGUAUCUGUAUUAUGUUUGAAUAUAAAUGAGAAUAGGCUUAAAAUGAAAGAUUUAAAAAAAAAAAAAAAACGCUUUUUGAGCGAGAACUAUUUCUAUCGCAGAUAUUUACAGCAGUUUGCCCUUCCAUGCAUCAAACCUCGUCCCCGUCCUCCUUUAAUUUUACUGCUAUAAAAGUGACACUAUGGAAACAUCUUUCAUUUAGGCUUAGCCAUAUCUUGAGACACGGUAAUGCGAGCUGGGUCACUGUUAUGCAAAUAAACAGAUUUAGCUUUGUGCAGCUGUGGGUGCGCCCAUUAGUCUGCACACAUUCGUAUGGCUGAGUGUGUAUGUGUGUGUUUGACAGAGUGUGUGAGAGGUGAAGCAGUGAUAGGUGUCUGUUUGUGAUAAACUUGCACACAAGUCUCACAUUAACAAUUCAUUGUCCAGUCAGUAAUGACAGACCUAGAGAAAGCAUGGAGUUCUGUUUCCAUCUUAUUCCAAAUGUGAUGUCUUUCACUCAUCGUCUAUGUGACCACUAAAUUUAGUUUUCUAACUCUGUGUUUCCACGUUGUCUAACUGUAUUGACGAAGUAACGCGCUGAAAAUUCUGUCGUUUAACACAGUGGCAGGUUAUCUGAGUGUGAAUCAUCAAUAUGAAUUUAUACAUGAACACUCCAAAUGAUAAUAAGCCUAUGCUUCUUAUGUUACUGUUCUUAUUGUGCAGCAAUAGAACUGACUGCAUUGUUUUAUCACUCUUGCUGGACGUGGAAAUUCUUGAUGUAAGAAUGGAUAUUUUGUCUUGAGUUGCCCCAUUUUACAAGUCCACUUGAGCAACUUCACUUACAAUGAUUGCUGAUCAUUUCUGUUCUUGUAAACUCUCGUCUGUUUUAAUUGUUGAUAACGUUUCCUAUUUUUUUAAAGCUGAGUUUGUUCUGCUCUACUUUUCUGUUCAGACCCAACUUAUCAGGAUCUGUGUAACUACUAAUAAUGUAAUAACUGUUGGAUAAUAUUGUAGCUUGUCAAAGUGUGAUGAAAUGUCCCUUUAAAUGAGUGUACCGUUCCACAUAAUGGAGUAACAUGUCAUUAUGACUAACUGCUGAUUAUUAAUUCUUAAAGUUUGUCACACAUUAUCUCAUGUAAUAACUCAUUUUAGUAUAAUUAAAAUAAUUAUAAAACACACUUCUAAAUUUGAUAUUAUAAUAUUAUGUUUGAAACAUUUAUCAUCACAUAUCAACCUUUUUAAAAGACUUAUUUCCUAAAUAUUGACCAGCUAUUCCUUUAUCUGACUUUUCUUACAUUAUCGUUUGCUAGUAUCUACCUGGAAUAUAAAUAUACUGACAACUUACUGUUAUAAUUUUCUGUUUUAAUACUGUGUUGUUCUCACUAAGACAAGCGUUCUUCAUCCUAAUCUCUUAACUCAAACUGUAACAAGCCUUUGAAUGAGAUGAGUUAUUGUUGCCUUAUUUUUUUAUCUGUUCAUGUCCUGUUCUGAAGUCUGCUGCCAGAACUACUUCUCGGUUUUCAAUGUAAUGCAGUCGACCAUACCAUGCACAAUGCACGACCUCAGUGUCACACCUUGUUGAUUCAAAUGUAGAAUAGCAUUGUCAAGAGAAUGUCUCCAAGAGACAUGAAAUUGUAAGAUGAAUGUACAUAUUGUCCUCAUGUUAGUAUCACCUCUCCACUGUUAAAUACAGCAACGCGCCUGUUCCCUGAUUGUUUAACCUGAGAGAUAUAUACCAGAUAAAACUGUUUGUGCUUUUUCAGUUCACAUUAUUCCUUGAUAAUGUAUGUUACAGAAUGUUUAUGUGACAUUUGUACUUGUUUUUGUUGACUUUAAUAAACUCUAAAAACAAAAGAAUUCAGAAAUUUUAAAAUGUAAAUCACAAAGGUAACAUUAAAAUGAUAAAUGAUCAUGUCA
Messenger RNA from Amphiprion ocellaris (clown anemonefish), 3556 nucleotides. RefSeq names its product protein phosphatase, Mg2+/Mn2+ dependent, 1Lb (gene ppm1lb). Bases 519 to 1637 code for a protein of 372 amino acids. The record is from RefSeq and is a predicted model, not a curated record. Lineage: Eukaryota; Metazoa; Chordata; Actinopteri; Pomacentridae. The transcript is spliced from 4 exons. Gene Ontology annotation, molecular function: cation binding; protein serine/threonine phosphatase activity. Gene Ontology annotation, biological process: protein dephosphorylation.